AUGUCUUAUGCGCCGCUCGAGAAGGAAGAGGCCGGCGUUGGAGGGAACAUAUUCUACAAGAUCUUCAACCACAUCAAUUCCAAGGCAUCGUCUUCUCCCGAUGUUGCGUCUCUCAAGCUGGAAAUUCCCUUCGAAGAGAACUUCCAGGACAAACAGGAAAGCCAGGAUAAUGCUCCAGACCCAAACAAAAUCUCUAAUGAUGAUUUUGCCUUUAACUACUACUUACAGCAGCGACACCCGGGUACCUGGCAAUGGUUCUUGAACUCAACCAGCCAUCAGACAUGGCUAUCCCAAGCCGGGGAGAAACGCCUAGUUCUGGGCGUGCCUGGUGUCGGAAAAUCUGUUCUAGCUUCAGUGGUGCUUGAAGACCUGAGACAGAGGUUCAGGAACGAUGAGUCCAUUGGAGUCGUGGGAUUGUUCUGUGAAGUUUACAAAGAAGAAGGCAUUACGGAUAAACUAAUUCAAAGCUUCUUGACCCAGCUCCGCGGCCCCGAGAAGUCAAAUUCCGCAAAAUACGAAGAGAACAGUAACUUGCCAAUUGACAAAAUGUCAACGCAAGAUCUUUGGACUGGAUCCCAACUAUCGAGAGUCUUCGUCGUCGUUGAUGGAUUGGAUCUGCGAGCACGAGACACAGAAUUCAUCCAGUGGUUACUGGACAUCAUUGCUGGGCAACCAAAAGUCAGCUUGCUUUUCACUUCCAGAAUUAUCCCGACGAUCCACAACGCGUUACUGGACUUCCCGAUCCAGGAUCUGCGGGCCACGGAAGCUGACAUAUCAGCAUAUGCACUCAAAUCUCUUGCUACGGCGAUGACAAUUAAUAUCUAUCCAGGACAACUAGAGGAACUUGAGGAGAGGACGGUGACUUUUGCAGAAGGAGUGUUUCUAUUUGCUAAAGCCCAUAUUGAUGCCUUGAAGGACAGCCAACGAAUGGAAUACUUGAGCAAUCUUGCCUUGUUGCAGAAUUCUCGAGCCAUCAACGACUUCUAUAAAAAGAUCAUGCUGCGCGUCCAACAAUCGAAGAUGGGCAACACCCUGAGUGCAUGGAUGGCGCACUCUGACUAUAUUUUGGAAAAGCCGCAAGCCCAAAACUUGAUAGGGUUUAUUCUCAACGACUGCGCUUCAGACUCUGGGACAUUUCUGGAUGUAAACGCAGUCAUCUCUUCUUGUGCUGGGCUUGUCCUGGAAAGCUCAGAGAACUGUCUGACAUUCUUUCACCACACGACAGACGAGUAUUUUCGUCAAACACGGGAUACGUGGUUUCCAGGCGCCGCCGAGGAACAAACGGAAAUUUGCUGCAAGUAUCUCUCCAUGGAUGCUUUUGCAGCAGGUCCCUGCCUGUCAGACGAUGAGUGGGAAGAACGCUUGCUUCAACAUCCUUUCUACAUACACGCGGCUCUAGCAUGGGGUCUCUAUGCCCGAAAAGCGCUGGACAAGCAUAAAGAUGCAACGGAUACAGAAGCCAAAGACAGAGUACGUGGCGCCAUCUUGGGAUUUCUUAGAAGGGAUGUCAACGUCCAGGCAGCUGUCCAAGCCUUGAAAGUGGAUGAUACAGAGUCACACUCUUCGGGAUGGAGCCAGGUGUACCCGAAACAAUGGACAAACAUUCAUCUUGCGGCCUACUUCGGGCUGACGGAGAUAUUGGACACAAUGCUUCCUGAGGAUGGCGUACUUUGGGAUACCAGCAUAGACGGCGUCUACUCCCCAAUCAUAGUAGCUGCGGAACGAGGACAUCACUCCACGCUAAGUUUCAUGCUGGGAAAGCUGAUUGAUCGAAGCGGAAGGUUGCUGACUGGUUUGUACGGAAUGGUUGGCCAUUUGGCCCUCGAAGGAGCCGCUCAGAACGGACAUGAACCCAACGUUCGGUUGUUGCUGACCUAUGGUGCUGAUCCUAACGGUAUCGCUGGAUCAAUCACGCCGCUCUCCUAUGCCGUCAAAGAUGGCCACACCAACGUAGUGGAGACGCUGCUGGAGUAUGGGGCAGACCCGAACCUCAAAACCGAAGUAGAGGGUCCACUGGACCUGGCCGUCAAGAACGGACGGGAAGACAUCGUCACCUUGCUCAUCAAACAUGGAGCGUCCCUCGACAAGAAGGGCUCAGCCCCGUCGGGCUCGACCACCCCUCAGCACAUAAACCCUGAAAUCGUACCGUUCAUGCUGAAAGACGGCGUUGGGGUAAACUACAGGAAUGAUGACGGCUUCACGGCACUUCAUAUCUCUUCAAUAAGCGGUCAUAUCGAUACCGUGAGAAUCCUGCUUAACCAUGGAGCAGAUGCAACCAUUAUGGACAAUUCGGGCGCUACGCCCUUAGAUUAUGCCAUCGAUGGAGGUCAUGAAGAAGUGGUGAACUUGAUCUUGGAAAAUGGUAGCGAAUUUCAGGGCUUGGUCGACAGCACCGCAGAUCAUGUAAGUUAG
This is a messenger RNA of Colletotrichum aenigma, 2412 nucleotides long. It is a transcript of the gene ANK3-1, whose product is annotated as Ankyrin-3. Bases 1 to 2412 code for a protein of 803 amino acids. Lineage: Eukaryota; Fungi; Ascomycota; Sordariomycetes; Glomerellales; Glomerellaceae. The transcript is spliced from 4 exons. The record is from RefSeq and is a predicted model, not a curated record. Gene Ontology annotation, molecular function: protein binding.